CGCUGCCUCCUUUUAUAGCGGGGCUAAAUUUAGGCUGCGCCUGGCUUGUUCCCUCCCGCCCCGUCCGGGACGCGUUUCCUCCGCUCCCUGCAAUUGGCUUGAGGGCUCUGGCGGCCCGGACUAUAAGGCAGGGAGGGCCCGGGAGCCGCCAGCUCGCAGCCCCUUCAGCCAUCACCCCCGGAGCAGCCGAGCCGGGACGCACUAUGGCGCUGAGCGACACGACCCUGCCCUCGUUCGCCACCUUCGCCAGCCCCUGCAGGGAGAAAACUUUCCACGAAAGAUGGAAAUGUGACCAGGAGGACAAGGCCCCUGCCAACAGCUGCACCAUGCCAGAACUGAGGCCAGGACUGGCCAGCCUCUCCCCUCGCAAAGAGGAUGAAGAUCUCAACAACGUUUUGGAUUUUAUCCUUUCCAUGGGCAAUGACAACUUCAGCCAGAACUCACCUAGUGGGGACUAUCCCUCAGCACAGACAGAGCCUAGCAGCUUUUACCAGACAAAUCCAUCUUCUGGAUGCUACAGUUCCCUGGGACAGAGCAAUCCACCUCCUUAUAACUCCAGCCUCAUGUCAGAGAUGAUCAGAUCUGAAAUGGACUCAAACUUCUGCCUCCCCAGUCAUGUCCAGGGACGAUUCUUUGUGACAUCCAGCUUUGGGAGCCCACACUUUGUGGACAACAUUAAGCCAGAACCUGACAUGGACAGUUAUGGGCCUGUCAUGGGCCUUGUUCCUCAGACAUGCCCUAAGAUCAAGCAAGAAGGCAAUGCAACCUGCAUGAUGGCCUACGAGCAGCCCAGGAUGGCCAGCUCACCCCAGAUCCCUGGCACAGAGACACCCCCUCUGAGCCCUGAUGACCUCAUGGUGACUGACUGCCAAACACAGAUGAUCUGCCCCUCGUCAAUGUCAUUCCAACAAAGCUAUCACCCUGCCACAGGCUUCCACCAUCACCAGACCCACUUCCAGUACCAGAGUGCCUCUCAGUUUGGCUUGUUUGAGGACAGCCUGCCCUUGCAACCCUCAGCUCCAAGAGGCAUACUAACUCCUCCUUCCUCUCCCUUGGAGCUGAUGGAUUCCAAGCCCAAAAGAGGGCGACGAUCCUGGCCCAGGAAGAGGACAGCCACACACACAUGCACCUAUGCAGGCUGUGGGAAAACCUAUACCAAGAGUUCCCACUUGAAGGCCCACCUUAGAACACACACAGGUGAGAAACCUUAUCACUGUAACUGGGAAGGCUGCGGCUGGAAGUUUGCUCGCUCUGAUGAACUGACUCGUCACUAUCGCAAGCACACUGGCCACCGGCCCUUCCAGUGCCACCUCUGUGACAGGGCUUUCUCUAGGUCAGACCACCUGGCUCUGCACAUGAAAAGGCACAUGUAGCUAUAGAGACUCUGUACUGCACAUCAGACAUUAUUUAACUGCUCAGGUGCAGAGUCGUUCAAAAAUCUGUAGCUGGUACUACUUAGAGAGGCAACAAAGCUCUAGCCAUGGAUGGGAAGGAAGAAUUUGACUCAAGGAGGUUUAGCCUGUCAUCUCCUGAAGAGAAUUUAAAGGGACUGUAUCAGUGUGACUGUCCACUUCACUCAAGAGAGUAUGGUUUAUUUAUAGAGCUUUUGUGAAGGGUAAACUCAACAAGACUCCAUGCAGAUUGUAUAGAAGAAGCUGUAAAUACUGUACCUCUGAUUGUAAUUGCCCAAUACAUAAGCUUUAUAAGACAAUGUUUGUAUGGAAACUGCCUGAAGUCAACCCUAGAUGGGAUUAAAUGAAUGUUACUGUCGAUGAUAUAUUAGAUUUCAGUUGAAGGCAUGGCUAAGAGAAACACUCUGAUUGUUAGACUAUUUGUUUCAUUGGUGCAAUAAUAUUCUUGUCUGCCAUGAUCUACACUAGAAGUACAGGGCUUGAUGUCUUGUAAAAAAAAAUAACCUAUUUUACUGAUUGAUUUUUUUAUAUAUUGUAAAUAAUUUUAUACAUUGAGAAAUGUUGUAAUGUAUUAUGUAAAUAAGACAAAUGGGCAUUUUGCCUAUUUCUGUUUUUAUUAAAAAGUAGCAAUUUUUCAGUGUUGAAAACAUUCUCUCUUUUUAAUAAAAUAAGUGUUUAAGAGA
This is a messenger RNA of Dermochelys coriacea (leatherback sea turtle), 2095 nucleotides long. It is a transcript of the gene KLF2, whose product is annotated as Kruppel like factor 2. Bases 204 to 1373 code for a protein of 389 amino acids. Lineage: Eukaryota; Metazoa; Chordata; Testudines; Dermochelyidae. Gene Ontology annotation, molecular function: RNA polymerase II cis-regulatory region sequence-specific DNA binding; DNA-binding transcription factor activity, RNA polymerase II-specific. The transcript has 3 exons. The record is from RefSeq and is a predicted model, not a curated record. Gene Ontology annotation, biological process: regulation of transcription by RNA polymerase II.